GAACCAAGGGACUAUCAGUGGAUGAAAGAAAAGUAGAAGCAGUGCAUGCAUAUGGAGAAUUGAGGAAUACGACUCACAGUCGUCGCUGGUAUGUACCACUCCGAAACUCCGUUUCGUCGUUCAUACGAGAUAUCCCCCCUUCAUGGGGUUUUUCCUAUACCUAG
This is a messenger RNA of Paraglomus occultum, 164 nucleotides long. The record is from the annotation of a GenBank genome assembly. NCBI's taxonomy places the organism in Eukaryota, Fungi, Glomeromycota, Glomeromycetes, Paraglomerales, Paraglomeraceae.